Molecule: messenger RNA, 915 nt
Organism: Colletotrichum aenigma
Lineage: Eukaryota; Fungi; Ascomycota; Sordariomycetes; Glomerellales; Glomerellaceae
Exons: 1
Coding region: 1-915 (304 amino acids)
Source: RefSeq, a predicted model, not a curated record
AUGAAAAACUCCUUCGAGCAAGUUCUCCAGACGGUGUCAAGAUCCGAGGUUACCAUGCUCUCAAUCGAGAGAAAGGUUGACGAGAACGCCUCACUGGCUUGUCUACCAGAUUAUGCGACCAAGCAAGAUGUGAUGGAGUUGAAGACGUUGAUGGCUGAUCUGAUGUCUUCAAGCGCCACGGGAACACUGAAGAACAUGGUUUCGAAACCGAGUGCACUGAAGGCCAUCUGCGACAACAUGACCAACCUAGAAACGAUAAGCCGGACGGAUGGAUCUUCUCUGGUCUCGUCAGAGACUACCACAACUGCGCCUGUCUACCAAGAGACGGAUAUACGGUCACAGUUCCGCUGCACUUGCAACCCGCAGCGUAUCCUACGACGACAGAAGCGAUCGUUCGGGGCCGUUUCCUUUGCGAAAGAGGCAGUCACGAGGAGGGCCCAUGUCAUUGGAUGCCCUUUCGCUGCCUUUAACAUACAUGAAACCAAUAGCUGGUCUGCUGGUAUCACGCACAGAGCGUUUCGAGGAUUGAUCGCAGCAGCUGUCGACUUUUCGCUAUCAAUCCCUACCGGGGCCGGUGGAUUUGGAAUAUCUCCUUCAUUUACAUAUUUUCCGAUGCGCGAAAGCAGCCCUGCGUUCCAGGUUGUAGAAAUUUUAUUGCGCGCCCUCAUGCUGAUACGAUGUAAAUCGUCUAAUGAGGAGGGUAACAAAAUGUUUGAGCGAGGUGUUCACACGCUGAAGACAGUUUUUUCGUCUGGGACCUCCUCGCCGUUCGAAAUCGAUGCAAACGGCGACACGUUGCUGCAUGCGGCAUCCAAGGCAAACAAGGGAAUAUGGAAAAACCACCGGCACGAACUUAUCGAAUUACUUUUAACAAUUGGCGUUCCACGGGACCGUCCGAAUGAACAUGAUGAGUGA